Messenger RNA from Candida tropicalis MYA-3404, 2307 nucleotides. RefSeq lists its product as uncharacterized. Bases 1 to 2307 code for a protein of 768 amino acids. NCBI's taxonomy places the organism in Eukaryota, Fungi, Ascomycota, Pichiomycetes, Serinales, Debaryomycetaceae. The record is from RefSeq and is a predicted model, not a curated record. The transcript has a single exon.
AUGCCCAGACUAAAUAAACUUUUAUCACCACGAUUUCUAAUGAGAUCAAUACUAUUGUUAACCAUAACGUAUACAAUAUUCAUAUCAUCUAAAACUUUAUUUCAAAUGCCAUCGAUAAAGCAAUACAAGACUCAAAUAAACCAUCAGUUAAAACACAAGUUCAAUCAAUGGUAUUAUUCUAUACUAGAAUCUAAUCAUCAUUUAGAAUCAAAUAAAAAUUUCUUGACACAAAUGAAUUACAUUAAAGAUUUCAAAAUUAAACAUGAAAAGAAUAACAAGAAUGAAUUAUGGGAUUUAAUCGAUGAUUUGAAAUUACCUUUAGAAGUUGAAAUUCCAGAUUAUUUCAAACAUGAUUCUUAUAAACCUUUAAUUCAACCAUUUGACCCAAGAUUAACAUUAUCGGUUUAUUAUAACUAUAUCCAAUUAAAUGCAAAUAAGCAACAGGAUUUGGAAUUACCAUUUCAUUGGUCUGAUUGGGUAGAUUUGUCAAAAUUAUAUAAAUAUAUCAUCAAUCCAGAAAAAUCAAACUUGUGUUCUUCAAUGUUUGAUAUUUCGGAUAAAGAAGAUUUAAUUAAAGAUUCAAAAUUAUUUAAUAUCAAUGAUUAUUGUCAAUAUGCUCCCGAUUCAUUGUUGGGCUAUAAUAUAACUGGUCCAACUGGACCUCAAACAAAACCAAAUAGAGAAUUAUUAGGCAAAUCAUAUCUUUAUUCAUCUGCUCCUUCACCAAUGAAGUUAAUAUUUUUAACAAAUGGUACUUCAUAUCAAUUCCCAGUUAAAAAUUACAAUGUCAACCAUUUAAAUAAUUCAAUAUUACACAAUGAAAUGAUGUCUGAAUUGUCUUAUCCAACAACAUUUAAUGUAUUACAAAGUUAUCAGUCUUUAAUCAAUUCAUAUCCUCCAAUUAAAACCCAUCACUCAUUUAGCGAUUAUACAUUAGAUAUUCCUGAAGAAUUAUUUGAUAUUAAUCCAGAACAUAUAAUUACAGAUCUUCAACAAAAGAAACAAGAACUCAAUCCAAUGGAUGAGAAAUUCCUUGAUUCAAUUAAAUUUAGUCAUGAAUGUAACGAUCCACCAAAAUAUUUCUCGGAAGCUAAAUUAUUAAAAAAAAUUAAAGAUGAUUGGAUGGGUGAACAUUAUGAUUGGAGAUUCUUCAAUGGAAUAACUAUUGGUAAAGAUGAACAAUUUAUAAUUUUACAUCGAUUAAUUAAAAAUUAUUUAAAUUUUGCAAGAGAAAAUGGUAUAAUUACAUGGAUUGCUCAUGGAUCAUUAUUAUCUUGGUAUUGGAAUGGUAUUGCAUUUCCUUGGGAUACUGAUAUUGAUGUACAAAUGCCAAUUUCUGAAUUAUAUAAACUUGGAAGAUAUUUCAAUCAAUCUUUGGUUAUUGAAAAUGUUGGUGAUUCAUAUAAUGAAUUUGAUGGAAUGGGAAGAUAUUUCAUUGAUGUUGGUUCAUCAAUAACUCAUAGAAAAAAAGGAAAUGGAAACAACAAUAUAGAUGCAAGAUUCAUCGAUAUUGACACUGGAUUAUAUAUUGAUAUCACUGGAUUAGCAUUAACUGACCAUCCAGCACCUUCAAGAUAUGAUAAUUUCAUCGAAAUGGAUCCUUUAAAGAAAAAAUUCUUAGAUAUGCAUUCAAAACCAAAUGAAGUUAAUAAUGUAUUGAAAAACCAACAAUUAAAAGUUUACAAUUGUCGAAAUAAUCAUUUUAGUUCAUAUGAUGAAUUAUCACCAUUGGUUUUAACACUUGUUGAGAAUCAAUUAUCAUAUAUCCCAUCAAAUUUUAUAAAUAUUCUCAACGAUGAAUACAAUCUAAAUUCAUUAACCAAGAAAACUCAUCGUUCAUAUACUUAUAUGAAUAAUUUCCGACUUUGGUAUAAAACAGAUAAAAUUAAAGAAUUAAUCAAGAAAUCAAAAACUUGGAUAUCUAAACAUACAUCAUCUAAAGAAUUAGAAAAUUAUGAAUUUUUAAUUAGACUUAAUAAAUUAUCAAUUAAUGAUCAUUUAGAUUUAUUACAACAUGUUGAUUUAUUAAAAGAAUGGAUUAAAACAAUGAAUUUUACAAAUUAUCACAAUUUAGAAUUAAAGGAAAUGAUUAAUAAAAAUUUCAAUAAAGUAAAGUCAUUAUUACAAGAUUACAAGAAAAAUCAUAAAAUAGGAAUUGGUAUGAGACCUGAUUAUUUCAUAAACUUAAUUAUGCUUGAUAAUUCCCGUUGGAGUUAUUCAUUACAAGUUAAUGAUUUAAUAGAAUUACAAAAACUGUAUGAAAAGCAAAAGGACAAUGAAAAGGAAAAGCAAAAGGAAAAUGAAUAA